This is a messenger RNA of Wickerhamiella sorbophila, 507 nucleotides long. Its product is annotated as Mitochondrial inner membrane protease subunit 2. The record is from RefSeq and is a predicted model, not a curated record. Gene Ontology annotation, biological process: mitochondrial respiratory chain complex assembly. NCBI's taxonomy places the organism in Eukaryota, Fungi, Ascomycota, Dipodascomycetes, Dipodascales, Trichomonascaceae. The transcript has a single exon. Gene Ontology annotation, cellular component: mitochondrial inner membrane peptidase complex; membrane. The coding region runs from base 1 to 507 and encodes 168 amino acids. Gene Ontology annotation, molecular function: serine-type endopeptidase activity.
AUGCGUGGGACGGUUUUAUGGGCUCUGAGCUGGGCCCCAGUGGCGAUUUCGGUGAACCAGACGAUUGGCCAGCUAACGUGGGUGCGUGGCUCGUCAAUGCGGCCCAGCCUGAACCCGGACUCGUCGCUGGGUGCGCACGAUUUGCUGGUGCUGAAAAAGUACGGACUCCGUAAGCCUGGAGGGAUUGUCAAGGGCGAUGUGCUUGUGUUCAGAUCGCCAAUGGACGCCGAACGCGUUAUGGUCAAGCGUGUGCUUGGCACAGCAGGCGAUACAGUCAGGCCGCGGCCGACGUCGACCUAUCCCAAGAAGCAGGUGAAAAUCCCGGCCAACCACGUUUGGUUGGAGGGCGACAACGUGCACUCGAUCGAUAGCAAUACUUUCGGGCCGGUUUCUACGGGAUUAGUUAUUGGAAAGGCUGUACAGGUUAUUUAUCCCUUUUCUCGCUGGGGUCAAGUGUCUGCCGGCGGACGCGAAGAUGCGGUAGUGCAGCCGACGGAAUAUAAAUGA